AUGUUAUAUGUGCUGUUGAGACUUAAGGGUGAGUUCUACAAGGUAUUGGCUAGACCAGCUAUGUUGUAUGGGGCAGAGUGUUGGCCAGUCAAGAACUUCCAUGUCCAGCAGAUGAAAGUAGCUGCAAUGAGGAUGUUGAGAUGGAUGUGUGAGCAUAGUAUGUUGGAUAGAUUUAGGAAUGAAGUUAUUCUGGACAAGGUGAGAGUGGCCCCUGUGGAGGAAAAGAUUCGUGAGGCGAGUCUGAGAUGGUUCGGGCAUGUUAAGAGGAGAAACAUAGAUGCCUCAGUCAGGAGGUGUGAGAGGUACUUCCGUAGUUUGCUAGCAGUACUUCGUUCAUUUUCUGGUUUGCUACCUUGGAAUAGCCUUGGUUCUUAUUAUAUUUAUUUGCAUUGGGCAAGAUCUGCCCUAGAUUAUUUACAUUGGGUUGGAUCUGCCCUGGAUUUAUUUGCAUUUGAGCUGGAUCUGCCCUGGGCUGGAACUGCCUUGUACAGUGCUGAGUGA
Nicotiana attenuata is the source of this 501-nucleotide messenger RNA. RefSeq lists its product as uncharacterized. The record is from RefSeq and is a predicted model, not a curated record. Bases 1 to 501 code for a protein of 166 amino acids. The transcript is spliced from 3 exons. NCBI's taxonomy places the organism in Eukaryota, Viridiplantae, Streptophyta, Magnoliopsida, Solanales, Solanaceae.